Molecule: messenger RNA, 1359 nt
Organism: Phytophthora nicotianae INRA-310
Lineage: Eukaryota; Oomycota; Peronosporomycetes; Peronosporales; Peronosporaceae
Exons: 1
Coding region: 980-1282 (100 amino acids)
Source: RefSeq, a predicted model, not a curated record
AGCCGCUUUAUCUAACGUCAACUAAAAUAGAACACAAUCAAUUGCUCUCCACUGCGAUGGACACCAGAAAACCUGGAGCUUGUAGAGCCCCAUGUUGGUCGAGAUCGGUGCUUAGGCAAUACGCCAAUACCAGUGCUGAGCAUCUCUGUGAACGCGGAGGCGGUGCAAGAACCGGCGACGCUCGAUCACCUCGUGGCGCUCCAGAAGGAGGAAAAGCAGCACAAGACAAGCGAAAUGCACAUACUGCCAUAAGAAGAAACAAUUGGCGUGUCUCUGCUCGCUUCAUUGCGAGCGGUUCGCAGGCGGCUACUACAGUGACAAUGUGGCCAUCAUGACAGAGCGGUGCAAUUGCUCUCGGGGGUCGCGGUCUCCCCCGUGCCGCUUGUUGCGAUUAAUUUGGCCAGUUUUUAACGUCCGCCUUGGUGUCUUAUAGAUCCCAUCGGGAGGAAGUGAUCGGUGUACAACUGAGUGUGCUACUGAUCUGGGUACUAGCUGUCGGUCUCACGUUUACAUCCAGAUUGGCCCAGGACGGCCUGAUGCUGAGCAAGACGAUGGACGUCGAGGGCGACAAGGACAUGCUCGACGUUGCAGUCUUCGGACUGGCAGUAAGGUGGUACCGAUGGAGAUUCUCGACCCUGGGCAAGGCCACGGCCACGGUACUGUCAUGGCCACAGUCACAGUCAUGACAACGGCCACGGCCACUGUAAAAAGGAGCAAAGCGCAGUCGAGCAGUCUUAGUGUGCAAGAUAUAGUACCCGGUACUACAACAUGUAAUACGUACUUCCAUGUCAGCGAUGGCGUUAAUUGAUGGCGUGGAAGAGCUAACAACGGGAGUUUUGAGAGUAGUGGCUCCCAAGUUGUUGGUGUUUGACAGCACGCCGUUCGCGCUACAUGCACUCAUGCGCUACGCGGCUCCCUACAGAGUCUUGAAGUGUGUCUUGCUGGCUCCAUUGGCUCGGCAAAUUGGAAUCGUCGAAGUAUGACGUCGGAUCCAGAACUCAACGCGGAGGUUGUUGACGGAGAGACCGUGAAAUCUCCAGAAGGAGUUAUUAUAGGCAAACUACCUCGAGACUUUCGUAUCCGGAAAUUCGUGGAAAUGACGAGACUAAGCUACGAUGAACUUGAUGCCAUGGCGUUUCUUGAAGCAGUAAACCAGUUAGCGAUAGCCGCUACUGAUGAAUCCACAAUACUGGAGAAGAUGGAGAUCAUACACCACUCCUACUUUUUUGCUAUUACGGAUACGAUUCGAAAGAUUUCUGAUCCACAGGGCACUUGUACCUAAAAAUCUACUUAGUACUUCGAAGUAAAGAAUAGAUACCAAUGUUGAAACCAAUGUAAUAAACCCAAUCUGAAGGCAAC